This is a messenger RNA of Dioscorea cayenensis subsp. rotundata (Guinea yam), 1656 nucleotides long. Its product is annotated as GDP-mannose transporter GONST3. Gene Ontology annotation, cellular component: Golgi apparatus. Lineage: Eukaryota; Viridiplantae; Streptophyta; Magnoliopsida; Dioscoreales; Dioscoreaceae. Gene Ontology annotation, molecular function: GDP-fucose transmembrane transporter activity; antiporter activity. The record is from RefSeq and is a predicted model, not a curated record. Bases 360 to 1502 code for a protein of 380 amino acids. The transcript is spliced from 3 exons.
GUCUUUGACUCCACUUUUUUUUCUUAUUUUUUUUUCUCAGCUUUCAAAUCCCGAGAAAUUUGAAAAUUUCACCAAUUUUUCUCCAUAAAUCCCUGUUCGCAAGCUCCAGAGAUCACACCAAUGCGUCUCGGUUUUGCAGGUUUUCCUUUCAUGUAGAGGCUGAGGACUUUGCAAAAUGGGACUCAUUUUAAAGAUGCUCUGAGUCCGCUGAAUGCUCAUCCAGUAAUUGGUCAGACGAGAGGUCACAGUUUGAUGAAUAUUGAUCUGCGUUUAGCUUCCACCUCAUAUUCAAACUGCCCGUCUGUCCUUUGUUGGGCCACUUCAGAAGUAUAAAGAUUAGUUAAAAGAAGGCAAUUGAGAUGUCCAAUAAUGAAGAUACCACAAACAAGGAAACUUCUAGCAACAGAAGUGAUGCAUCAACUGUACCGAAACUCCAGGGAAACUGGAGCGAUACUCUAGUUAGCUUAGCAAAACAAGCUUCAGUGUAUGGAGUGGCUGCUGGUUAUUGCAUAUCAGCAUCACUUCUUUCCAUCAUCAACAAAUGGGCAAUAAUGAAAUUCCCAUACCCAGGAGCCCUUACAGCCUUGCAAUACUUCACAAGUGCAUUCGGUGUCUUGCUAUGCGGGUCAUUAAAAAUAUUAGACCAUGACCCCAUCAAUCUUAAAACUAUGUGGAAGUUCUUGCCUGCUGCUAUAAUGUUCUACCUCUCUCUCUUCACCAACAGCGAGCUCCUCCUCCAUGCCAAUGUCGAUACAUUUAUCGUCUUCAGAUCUGCGGUUCCCAUAUUUGUAGCCAUCGGAGAGACACUCUACUUAAAGCAGCCAUGGCCAUCACUAUACACAUGGCUUUCACUGGGCACCAUCUUUGGUGGAAGUGUUCUCUAUGUCAUCACAGAUUAUCAGUUCACUGUGACAGCAUACAGCUGGGCAGCGGCGUAUCUUGUGAGCAUGUCGAUCGAUUUCGUGUACAUCAAACACGUGGUCAUGACCAUCGGGCUCAACACUUGGGGAUUGGUGCUCUACAACAAUCUGGAGGCCUUAAUGUUGUUUCCACUCGAGCUGCUGAUAAUGGGGGAGCUGAGCAAGAUAAAGCAUGAGAUUUCUGACGAGUCCGAUUGGUACUCUUUCAGUGUGGUUCUGCCUGUGGCGCUCUCUUGCUUGUUCGGUCUUGCAAUAUCUUUCUUCGGGUUCUCUUGUCGACGAGCUAUAUCAGCCACUGGGUUUACCGUGCUCGGGAUAGUAAACAAACUUCUGACUGUGGUGAUUAAUUUGGUCAUAUGGGACAAGCAUUCGACAUUGAUAGGAACUGUAGGCCUGUUGAUAUGCAUGUUUGGAGGUGUUCUUUACCAGCAAUCUACAAUUAAGCCGAAGCCAACAGUGUCGGAGACCAAAACUCAAGACGUCGUCGACAAUGAGGAAGAGCAACAUUUACUUGAAAUGCAGCCUUCAUCAGAAUCCAACCAGAGUGAAAAACUAGCUCUUGUUUCAGAGAAACCAAAAUGAAACUCAUUUUGAAGAAGAUGUUGCCAGCAUUAACAUCUACAUGCAUUCAAGUAUGAUUUCACUAGAGUUAUUUGCCAUCUUUGUUAUUUUUUUUUUUCAAUGCAAACCCAUUGAAAUGUUUCUCAAGAUUUAAUAAAGUGAAAGUUUUAUGUCA